Messenger RNA from Cucumis melo (muskmelon), 1240 nucleotides. Its product is annotated as probable 2-oxoglutarate-dependent dioxygenase AOP1. Bases 176 to 1129 code for a protein of 317 amino acids. Lineage: Eukaryota; Viridiplantae; Streptophyta; Magnoliopsida; Cucurbitales; Cucurbitaceae. The transcript has 3 exons. The record is from RefSeq and is a predicted model, not a curated record. Gene Ontology annotation, molecular function: dioxygenase activity.
UGAUAGAAAAAAAACAACAAAUCAGAUCAAUCAUUCACAUAUAGAGCCAAAAUCAAAAUUAAAGAACUCUUUUUUUUUUUUUUUUUGUGUGUGUGUGUUUUUUUUAAAAUUUUGUUUUUCUCUUACAUAAGGAAAAAUGGAAGCUGAGAGUUAUGAGAGGUUGUAAGGACACAAAAUGGUUUGUGAAGCAAAAUCCAAAGUGGUGAUUCCCACAAUAGAUUUGUCAAAAUUAGAGGUAGGCACAAAAGAAUGGGGUUUGGCAUGCAAAGAGAUGAGAUUUGGUUUAGAAGAAUUUGGUUGUUUUUCAGUGGUUUAUGACAAAGUUUCUUUGGAGCUUCAUAACUCCAUUGUUGAAGCAACAAAAGAGCUUUUUCAUCUCCCAAUUGAAACAAGAAUGAAGAACACAAGUGAAAAGCCUUACCAUGGCUAUUUUGGUGGAUACUCAUUUCUUCCUCUCUAUGAAUCCAUGGCUAUUGAUAAUCCAAUUCAGCUAAAAUCAACUCAGAGUUUUGCCAAUCUCAUGUGGCCUACUAGAGAUAACAAUCACUUCUGUGUAACUGUUGAACGUUUCUCAACAUUGGUGGCGAAAUUGGAGAAGAUGGUAACAAAAAUGGUGUUGGAAAGCUAUGGAGUAUCAAAGGUUGUGAAUGAACCAAUAAUGGAGUCCACAAAUUACCUUCUUCGGCUCUUCAAAUACAGAGUAGCUGAGAAAGAUGAAACCGAUGUUGGUUUGCAUUCCCAUACAGAUCUAACUUUCUUUUCCAUAAUUCAUCAGCAUCUCAUUUCUGGUCUUCAAAUUCAAUCACUUAAUGAUGAUCAAUGGCUCGAUGUUCACCCCUCAUCCCAUUGCUCCUUCAUUGUCAUGGCUGGCGAUGCACUCAUGGCAUGGAGCAACGAGAGAAUAAGGUCUUGUAGACAUAGAGUGAUAAUGAGAGGAGAGGAAACAAGAUACUCAAUUGGGAUGUUUUCAUUCAAGAAUGGGACAAUUGAAGUACCUCAAGGGUUUGUGGACGAUGCCAACCCACUACGUUACAAGCCAUUUAAUCACUAUGACUUCCUUACUUAUGACAAAGCUAAUGCUUCUCAUAAUACUAUCUCUCGUAUCAAAGAUUAUUGUGGCCUACUUUGAAUUCAAUAACAAACCCUUCCUCAUCCACUCAACAAUCCUAUAUUUGAUCUUUCACAAUAAUACUCCCUCAAUGUUUAUUAUUAACGUAUUGUAAAUAAUGUUCCAUUUUUC